This is a messenger RNA of Lepisosteus oculatus (spotted gar), 1958 nucleotides long. Its product is annotated as prostaglandin E synthase 3. Lineage: Eukaryota; Metazoa; Chordata; Actinopteri; Semionotiformes; Lepisosteidae. Gene Ontology annotation, cellular component: nucleus; cytosol. The record is from RefSeq and is a predicted model, not a curated record. Gene Ontology annotation, biological process: prostaglandin biosynthetic process; protein folding; chaperone-mediated protein complex assembly. Gene Ontology annotation, molecular function: prostaglandin-E synthase activity; protein-folding chaperone binding; Hsp90 protein binding.
AGGAGGAGAGACACGCGAGGAGAAGGGAGAUCAGCUCGGAGCUUCGGCGGGUUUUUAUUUUUAAUCGCUCGUUUUUUUACUUCGUUCAGAGUAAAUACACCUUUCUGUCAGAUAACGAGAAACAAACAGCAGAGCAGCACUCCGGAGAGUAGGAAACAUCUGAAUAAGAUAACCAAGAUGCAGCCUGCAAGUGCGAAGUGGUACGAUAGAAGGGACUACGUCUUUAUUGAAUUUUGUGUAGAAGACAGCAAAGACGUCCAAGUAAAUUUUGAAAAAUCAAAGCUUAGUUUCAGUUGUCUUGGUGGAACAGACAGCCUGAAACAUCAAAAUGAAAUUGAACUCUUUGAAGGUAUCGAUCCAAAUGAAUCCAAAAACAAACGCACCGAUAGGUCUGUGUUGUGUUGUUUACGGAAAACAGAAUCUGGGAAGUCGUGGCCGAGGCUAACGAAAGACAAGGCGAAGCUCAAUUGGCUCAGUGUCGACUUCAAUAAUUGGAAGGACUGGGAGGAUGACUCGGAUGAAGAGCUGUCCAGCUUUGACCGUUUCUCAGAGAUGAUGAACAACAUGGGGGGAGAUGAUGACUUACCGGAGGUUGACGGAGCAGAAGAUGAGGAAUCAGCAGACAGUGACGAUGAAAAAAUGCCAGACCUGGAGUAAAGGAAUAAAGGAAUCCAUACACAGCUGUGCAGUAGAAUCAUCACAAAACUGUUAAUAAUUAAAAAAAAAAGCUAUAGAUUUGAGUUGGUAGCCAUACAAAAGACCAUUGUUUUUGCAUUUCUUAAAGCCAUUUACAACCAGUUUCCAACAAGGCUUCACUGAGGGUUGAUAUGCAUACCAUCAUACUGUACUGCUCUGUCUGAAGACAUCGACAGUGCUGUACCUUCUCGUUCUGUUAUUAUGCAUGGACUAUUCACAGUUUUCAUGUGUUGUGAGGUAUAGUAAAUUGUUUCUAAACAGAAGAAAACCAAUGGUUAUGGUGAAAGAUGUGUGAAAAAGUUUAAACUUAAAUGAAGCGUAAUAAAAUAUGCUAUGUCUUAUCUUUUUUCCAGUCAGCCAGGCUUUGUUUAAAUUUAAAUGUUGUGGGUUUUCACAACAGUCAAAGGAAAGAUUUUCAGAAUUUUAUUCGACUUUUUCAGUUUUGUUGAUUAUUCUCCUCCCUCUCUUUAAAAUGUAUUUAGAAGAAAGAUGAGGUUUUCCACAUUCUUUUGUCAUAUAUGUAUGGCAAGAGUCUUAGCUGGUGCAUACGGGCAGGCAGUUUUUUUAUUUCUGAAAUGUUAACAAUUGCAGAUUUAUAAUGAUGGGAAAACAUUAAUCAGUAUCAAGUAUUCCGGCAUUUUUAAAUACAGUAGUUAAACAUUUCUGUUUGGUUCCUGGCUAAUUGCAUCCUUUGUAUUUCAUUAAGCUGUCGCCCUCCGUUUUGUUUGGUUAAAAACUGCGGCUUUGGAGCUGGUAAUACAGUGAAGACAUCACCUUGACAUGCUUAGUGUUUCAUUAGCAGCUAUGCGGAGUACAAUAAAGGUGUUUCCUGUUACUCAUUCAUGGAUUUUCUACCACACUGGAAAGGGAAGCAGGUAUCAAAAACUAGAUGAAGUGGUUUCCAUUCUUCCGUAUAUAAACAGGGAAUAGUGGAAGCUCAAAGGAGUCUAUACUCUGUUAGCUUGGCCUUCAAGACUACUCUUAAGAGUGAUUAAGGAGUGAGUAGUGCUGUGCAUUUGUCAAUCCCAGAUUUUAGACAAAGAAUACAGUGUACGUUUAGAUGACCAAAUUGUAUUUGCACUGUCAGAAUAUUGAUUAUGAAUAUGCCAGGUGUGGAAAUAGAAAAUAUAAGAUAAUACAUUAUUCUUAUGUAUGUCAACCUGUCAGCUUUUCACAGGCUGAAGAACUUCAGUUUAUGUUGAAUGCAGUGAGGAAUUUUUUUUAUUGUCUACAUCUUUCUAAUAAACUGUCUGAGACUCACA